Messenger RNA from Penicillium brevicompactum, 375 nucleotides. RefSeq lists its product as uncharacterized. The record is from RefSeq and is a predicted model, not a curated record. Lineage: Eukaryota; Fungi; Ascomycota; Eurotiomycetes; Eurotiales; Aspergillaceae. Bases 1 to 375 code for a protein of 124 amino acids. The transcript is spliced from 5 exons.
AUGUCCCUCCGCGAGUUGGCACCAGGCACAGGACGAAAUGGUACACUGAAGCCAGAACUUGACAUCAUCGCUGUCCAUGGUCUGAAUCCCUUGGGAUCUGCUAAUCACGCUUUCAACACUUGGCGGAAACCGGAAGAUGACAGCGGUAACCUCUGGUUGAAACACGAUUUUCCGAAAGCUCAACCUAACGCGAGGAUUUUCAUCUAUGAAUACAACUCAAGUCCCGUAUUUGGAUCAGGACAAGAUAGCUUCGUACGCGAGGCAAAUCAAUUCUUAGAUGAGAUUCAUGGAGCAAGAUGGGAACUUGGUGAAAACAUCCCCUUAAUUCUUGUCGGACACAGUCUGGGGGAAUUCUCAUCAAGCAGGCACUGGUGA